Messenger RNA from Plodia interpunctella (Indianmeal moth), 1862 nucleotides. Its product is annotated as luciferin 4-monooxygenase-like. Gene Ontology annotation, biological process: long-chain fatty acid metabolic process; fatty-acyl-CoA biosynthetic process. The record is from RefSeq and is a predicted model, not a curated record. Bases 160 to 1815 code for a protein of 551 amino acids. NCBI's taxonomy places the organism in Eukaryota, Metazoa, Arthropoda, Insecta, Lepidoptera, Pyralidae. Gene Ontology annotation, molecular function: long-chain fatty acid-CoA ligase activity. The transcript has 12 exons.
UCACUCAUACCAAGGCAAACAAAUCUAAUGGCGCGGAGCGGCUAGUCGUGUGGUUUAGUUCAAGGUUGCCUUUUGAUAGAAUGGUAGGAAGGCGUGCAUUUGGCCGAAUUAUGUAGUUUCUGAAUAUUAUGUUAAUUCUGUUUUUGUCUAAGUUGCAAAAUGUCACGAAGCCCGAGAUAUCCCAAUGAUGCAACCCAUCUUCACGUGAACGAGCUGGCAUCCAGAGUCGUCGCCCAGUCUGGAAGACCCGAAGACAGGUUCCAUCUGGGGAAACUCAUCUUGCAGAGCUUCAAAGAUGCACCGGAUUUUAUUAUGCAGAUUGAUGGAUCAACAGGGGAAUCGGUGACGUUCGCCCAGGGUCUGGAGAGGUCGGUGCGGUGUGCCACAGCAUUCCGAAACCUGGGGCUUCUGCCGGGUGACGUCAUGGUGCUCAUGUCUCCGAACUACUCAGACUUGGCCGCGGCAUUUUAUGCUGCCCUGUAUCUUGGCGUCGUCAUCGCUCCGGUCGAUAUGAGUUUGGCUGUUUUGGAGCUAAAAUACGCAUUUGAAGUGAACAAUCCUAAGAUAAUAUUCUGUAAAAGCGACAAAGCAACAGACGUUACCGAAGCACUCAAAACUGUAAAUGAGAAAACACUAAUCGUAACAUUCGACCAAGGGGACAAAUACAUGAGUUACCAAGAAUUCAUUAAGAAAUACUCAGAUGAUUCGGCUGUUGAAGAUUUUAAACCUAACGAUUUUGAUCCAGAAGAGACGACCUCCAUGUUCAUAACGACGAGUGGCACGACAGGUCUGCCUAAAGCUGCUGCCGUCUCACACAAGAAUUACGCUAUAGCACACCCUUACUUGUGGUCGCGAUUCACCAACUUUCCCACGCCGACCCGACUAGCCAUGGUGUGCACAACACUGCAGUGGAUGACGGCAGUGCUCAACUACCUCGCGUCCCCCAUCAUGAGGUUCACGAGGCUGCACUCCGAGCGACCUCUCACUGUCGACCACGCGUACCACCUCAUUAAUACUUAUAAGCCAACUUUCACGAUCAUGUCGCCAACCCUGUUGAUAAAUUUGAUAAACCCCGAAACCCGACAUAAGUGUGACUUCAGUAGUUUUGAGGUUAUCUUCACUGGAGGCAGCGCCGUGCAUCAGGAAUUAUUGGGCGAAGUGGAGAAAGUGAUGCCGAGCUGUGAGACGAGUAACUGUUACGGCAUGAGCGAGCUGAGCGGCGCCGUCUUCCACCCGCAGUUCCCGUCGCGGGGCUCCUGCGGGACUCCCGUAGGCUGCUUCCAGUACAGAAUUGUGGACAUUGUGACUGGAGAAGAAAUAAUCGAACCAAACGUCAAAGGAGAGCUGUGGGUCAAAGGGCCAACUGUUUUCAAAAGUUAUUACAACAAUCCAGAGGCCACGAAAGCGUCAAUCACUGAAGACGGAUGGUUCAAAUCUGGCGACCUGUUCUACAGAGACGAACAUUGGAACUUUUACUUCGUGGAUCGCAUGAAGCUUCUUCUCAAAUAUAAAAAUUAUCAGAUUUCUCCGGUCGAAGUGGAGAGUGUAAUUCUGCAACACCCUGGCGUGCGAGACGUGGUGGUUGUGGGCAUACCUGACAUAUCAUGCGGGGAAUUGCCCACCGCUUUCGUGGUCCGUAAAACGGGCAGCAACGUCUCUGCGCAGGAGAUCAAGGAUAUGGUUAAAAGUUUGCUUUCGGAUGCAAAACAAUUGAGGGGAGGAGUAAUAUUCAUGGACGCUUUUCCCACUACAGCCACGUCUAAAGUGCAUCGGAUGAAGUUAAAGGAGAUGGCUCUCACCAUGGACAGGGAAUAACGGGCAUCACAUCAGAUAUUUCUCGAAAUUAUAUAUGUAUAAAUAUA